This is a messenger RNA of Cynara cardunculus var. scolymus (artichoke), 1344 nucleotides long. RefSeq names its product guanosine nucleotide diphosphate dissociation inhibitor At5g09550-like. NCBI's taxonomy places the organism in Eukaryota, Viridiplantae, Streptophyta, Magnoliopsida, Asterales, Asteraceae. Gene Ontology annotation, cellular component: cytoplasm. Gene Ontology annotation, molecular function: Rab GDP-dissociation inhibitor activity. The coding region runs from base 1 to 1344 and encodes 447 amino acids. Gene Ontology annotation, biological process: protein transport; vesicle-mediated transport; small GTPase-mediated signal transduction. The transcript has 13 exons. The record is from RefSeq and is a predicted model, not a curated record.
AUGGAUGAAGAGUAUGAUGUCGUAGUUCUUGGCACGGGCCUCAAAGAAUGCAUCCUCAGCGGCCUCCUAUCAGUCGAUGGCCUCAAAGUACUGCAUAUGGACAGAAAUGAUUAUUAUGGAGGAGAAUCAAGCUCCCUCACUUUGAAUCAGCUUUGGAAGCGUUUUAGAGGAGAUGAAAACCCUCCAGAAAGUUUGGGCAGUAGCAAGGAGUAUAAUGUUGAUAUGAUACCAAAGUUCAUGAUGGCAAAUGGUAUUUUAGUUCGUGCUUUGAUUCACACCAACGUUACAAAAUAUCUAAAUUUCAAGGCUGUAGAUGGUAGCUUCGUAUACAACAAAGGGAAGAUCUACAAAGUUCCUGCAACGGACGUUGAAGCGCUGAAAUCUACACUUAUGGGUCUGUUUGAAAAGAGGCGAGCAAGAAAAUUCUUCAUAUAUGUACAAGACUAUGACGAAAAUGAUCCUAAAUCUCAUGAAGGCCUAGAUUUGAACCAAAUUCCUUCAAAAGAGCUCAUCGGGAAAUAUGGUCUUGAAGAUGAUACAAUUGAUUUUAUUAGUCAUGCAUUAGCACUCUAUACUGAUGAUAAUUAUUUGGAUCAGCCGGCAAUGGAUUUUGUGAAGAGAAUCAAGCUCUAUGCAGAGUCUUUAGCACGCUUUGAGUCAGGAUCCCCUUAUAUUUAUCCAAUGUAUGGGCUUGGAGAGUUGCCACAGGCAUUUGCUCGACUAAGUGCAGUUUAUGGGGGGACUUACAUGCUUAACAAGCCCCAAUGUAAGGUAGAAUUUGAUGAUAGUGGGAAGGCUGUUGGUGUAACCUCUGAUGGAGAAACUGCUAAAUGCAAAAAAGUUGUAUGUGAUCCAUCGUAUAUACCUGAUAAGGUCAAAAAGGUUGGAAAAGUUGCUCGAGCCAUAUGUAUAAUGAGUCAUCCCAUCCCAGACACCAAUGAUUCUCACUCGGCCCAAGUCAUUCUACCACAGAAACAACUUAAUCGUAAAUCAGACAUGUAUCUAUUUUGUUGUUCUUAUUCACACAACGUGGCUCCGCAAGGAAAGUUUAUUUCAUUUGUCACAACAGAAGCAGAGACUGACGACCCUGAGAGUGAAUUAAAGCCUGGCGUAAGCCUUCUGGGACCUGUUGAUGAGAUCUUUUAUGAAACUUAUGAUAGAUUGGUGCCAACAAAUGAUGGCGCUGGUGACAACUGCUUCGUAUCAACAAGCUAUGAUGCAACGACACACUUUGAGACAACAAUGAAAGAUGUUCUUGCCAUGUACACCAAAAUAACUGGGAAGGAACUUGACCUCUCGGUGGACCUGAGCGCCGCUAGUGCCAGCAGUGGUGCUGAAGAAUGA